Molecule: messenger RNA, 2284 nt
Organism: Saccoglossus kowalevskii
Lineage: Eukaryota; Metazoa; Hemichordata; Enteropneusta; Harrimaniidae
Product: ELMO domain-containing protein 3-like
Source: RefSeq, a predicted model, not a curated record
AUGUCGUCGGUGCCCGAACCACCGAGUGCAAUAGAAAACAAGUAUGUAGUGAAGAAGAAUUCAGCGCAGUUAGAGAAUACAGCCAAUAGCAAAUCAAUGUCAACUGUGAAACCUGCUAAAGAAGAAGUUCUGGCCUUGCCACGUCAGGAGCCACCUCAUCAGGCUUCAUCGAUGCAAAGUAAUGGUGUUUUAAAUGGAGCAGUCAUAAUAGAGGAGGAAACAGUUAACCAACCACCAACUGAAUUACAAAAAGCACAUGAAGAAUGGGAAGCCUUAGAGACAGUACAGCCAGGCCUUGAUGAAACAGGUUCUGGUCAAGAACCAAACAGAUCCAAAAUGAUCUCAUUUAAUGAAGUAUUAGGUUAUUUCCAGACAGCGGAUAUGAGUUCAUACAUGAAAAAAAUCAAACCAACUCAACACAGGACUGGGUUUGCGGCAUUCAAGCAUCUUAUAUUCGGACCUCCAAAGAUGAAUAGGAAUUUACAUGAGGAAAGAAACCUGAUAUUUGCUAUAGCACAGUGUCCGCUGGACAGUGGGGAGCAAAUUCACAAUAGAACUUUACAGACUAUUUAUAGAAAACUCACAGGCAGUACUUUUGACUGUCCUAGGUAUGGCAGUCAUUGGGAACAAAUUGGUUUCCAAGGAUCAGAUCCAGCAACUGAUCUCCGAGCGGCAGGCUAUUUUAGUUUAAUGACUCUUUUAUACUUUGUGAUGGAUCCAAGAACUCUACCGUUGGCUCGUGAUAUUUAUAGACUCUCGUUAAAUGAGGUGCAAAAUUUUCCUUUUUGUGUGAUGUCCAUUAACAUGACAAGGAUUUCAAUCCAGGCACUGCGAGAAGAAUGUCUGUCAAAGGAAUGUAACCGACGGCAACAGGUCUUUGGCGUAAUCAAUGAUUUCUUUGUCGGUACUUAUUUACAUCUUUACCUUAUAUGGAAAAAACAACACAAGACUAUUCGUGAUUCCGGAUUUGUGCUUAAAGAAGUAGAAACAUUUGCUAAGAAGAACCCUCGUAGCAUCAUCAGGAAUCUGGAAGCAUACUUAUCUGAGGGAAAACAUAACGCGGCAAAUGCUCAGAAACCCAAUGAGGAACCGAUGAGUUUUGCUGGAGUACAUGAAUUAGAUCACGAGGAAGAUAAUUAGAAAACCAAUAAUUCCAAGAAACCAGGAAUCUGAGAAAAUUCAUAUUUUAUUUGAAAUACUCUUUAUUUUUAAAACCUAUAGUUGAUCUUGUAAAUAUUUAAAUGGAACAAUUCAUUUUUAAAAUUUUUGUUGUCACAAGCUUGUCAAGUUUAGUCGCUAAACUUAUCUUUUUUUUUAUUAAAUGUAAACUGUGUUUUGUAUGUACAGAGUAAAUUAUUUGUUGCUAUGUGUUUAAUGAACUAUUUUCAUACCCUCGUUUAGUUGCCAACGAAUUACAUCAGCACACGUUUUGAUGAUGUCAUCAUUUCUAAACUGUGUACUGUGGUUAUUGGUGUUUGGUGUCAGCAAUGAUUUUGGUUUAUUUAGUGAGUCCCGAGGCUGAUUAUAGAAUAUUUAUCAUGUCAUAUUUUACUAUAAAUUGCAGCAGGUCUUUAUUCCAAUGAAUUAAUCCAAUUUUUGUCAAUGAAUUAUAGAUCUUCAUUUUCAAAAUGCAGAGAAAUAACUAUAUUCUUCUAUUCUUUAAAGGGCGGUGGUCGUCGCAUCGCACAUGUGCAAUAUUUAUGAUAAACAUUGAUUUCUCCCACAAUCCAAUGAGCUUUUCUAACGAUGACUCUUUUGAUACCUUCCAAGAAAUUACAUAUUUAAAACUUAGUAACGUCUCAGUUCUUACAUGUUAAUCUGCACAACAGUUAAAGUCGCCAUUUUUGUUCACCUUGCACAUGCGUGGGACGACAACCCCCGCCCUUUAAAGUUACAAUCCCACGUUGUAAUUCUGUGAGGUACCAUCUUCUGACUAAUAUGUACACAGUCAAAUGUUGAGAUUAUAGAUGAGUGAUGAAAAAUUAACUACAGAAUAUAAAUUAAGUGAGUCUCCUAAAUUAAGUUGGAUUUGCAAACAAUAUACAAUCACUGAGUUAGAAGACUUUAAUUGUCCAUGGAAGUCAGUUACUGUAAAAUACUUUAUUUGAACUGGAAUUAAAAUUUGUGGGUCUUUUCUAUGGAAUUUAUUUUCACUGAUUUUUCACAAGUUAUAGGAAAAAAGGUAUAUGCACUGGAUUUUAUUUUCACUGAAUCAUCCCUUCAGUGAAAAUAGCGAAAAUAAAGUAUUUUACAGUAAGACUCUGAACUUAAAAUGAAUGGGAAA